This is a messenger RNA of Myxocyprinus asiaticus (Chinese sucker), 1279 nucleotides long. RefSeq names its product MAPK activated protein kinase 2b (gene mapkapk2b). The transcript has 10 exons. Lineage: Eukaryota; Metazoa; Chordata; Actinopteri; Cypriniformes; Catostomidae. The coding region runs from base 75 to 1226 and encodes 383 amino acids. Gene Ontology annotation, cellular component: nucleus; cytoplasm. Gene Ontology annotation, molecular function: mitogen-activated protein kinase binding; calmodulin binding; calcium/calmodulin-dependent protein kinase activity. Gene Ontology annotation, biological process: response to cytokine; cellular response to vascular endothelial growth factor stimulus; intracellular signal transduction. The record is from RefSeq and is a predicted model, not a curated record.
UUCGAAAUCCGUUAAGCCGGUCUAAAGAGGUCUUCACUUCUUCACCGAUAGUGAGUUGAACAUACUCCACCAAUAUGUCAGAAGAAAGAGAAAAUAAGCAUGAUUCAGCUGUUUCUAAAGAGCAGCAAAAGAACCCGCAUCAGCUUCACAUUGAUCCUCCAGAGCUGAAGUCCACACUGAAGAUCAAGAAGAAUGUGAUAACAGAGGAAUAUAAACUAUCGGGUCCAGUGCUCGGGAUAGGCAUCAACGGCAAGGUCUGGGCAAUAUUCCACAAGAAAAGUGGCGAAAAAUAUGCCUUAAAGAUGCUGCAGGACACCCCUAAGGCUCGACGAGAAGUGGAGCUUCACUGCAGGGCAUCGAGUUGUCCUCGUAUUGUAGGAAUUGCAGAUGUCUUUGAGAAUUUCUACCAAGGCAAAAAGUGUUUGCUUCUCAUCAUGGAGUGUAUGGAUGGAGGAGAACUCUUUUGCCGCCUUAAGGAACGUGGCGAUCAAGCUUUCACUGAAAGAGAAGCAUCUGAGAUAAUGAGAAGUAUUGGAGAAGCUGUUGAGUUCCUGCAUGGUAAUAACAUUGCUCACAGAGACCUCAAGCCAGAGAAUUUGCUGUACACAUCAAAGCAGCCUGAUGCCCGGCUCAAGCUCACAGACUUUGGAUUUGCCAAAGAGACCACAACCAACAACUGCUUGACCACGCCUUGCUAUACACCUUACUUUGUGGCUCCAGAAGUGCUUGGUCCAGAGAAAUAUGAUAAGUCAUGUGAUAUGUGGUCAUUAGGAGUCAUCAUGUACCUCCUGUUGUGUGGAUAUCCACCGUUCUACUCAAACCAUGGCUGGCCAAUAUCACCAGGAAUGACGACUCGGAUACGGAAUGGCCAGUAUGAAUUCCCUAACCCUGAAUGGUCAGAGGUGUCAGAGGAAGCAAAGCAGCUAAUUUGCCAUUUAUUGAAAACUGAUCCUACAGAGAGAAUGGCCAUCACAGAGUUCAUGAACCAUCCUUGGAUCAAUAAGUCAAUGAAGGUUCCUCAGACUCCUCUACACACGAGUCGAGUUCUUACAGAAGAAAGUAAUGUCUGGGAAAAAGUCAAGGAAGAGAUGACUAAUGCCUUGGCAACAAUAAGAGUGGACUACGAGCAAAUAAAGAUCAAAGCCAUUGAGAACUCGUCCAACCCUCUCCUUGUGAAGAGAAAACAGAGAAUGAUGACUGCAACAAAAGAAGCACCAGGACAGUGACAAACACAUUUGCAUGAGGACAUGUGUAGCUCUUUAACACUUAAAGGGAUAGU